UGUGCUCAAGUGCGUUACUGAGAAAAUGGCUUACGUUAACUCUCUGGUUUUUGCCUGUGAAGAAGGUGAAGAAGAUCAAUUUGUACAACGUCCAUUGGUACAAGAGUAAGGGUAAACUGCUCAAGGCAGGAGCAAGGUCAAUUGUCACCUUCGCUUUGGAGUAAGCUCUUUUAAGAUCUAACCUACGCUUGAACACGACGGAUGUGCCUAAGCUUAUCCCUUGCCAUUUGGGACAGGAUCAUUAAAGGACAAAGAAUAUCGGUUGUUGGUCCCAAAGUUACUAAACGGAUGAUAAGCUGAUAUCUUGGGAAGUAAAAGUUACGGGUCAUGGGUUAUGGGUUAAGCCUGCAUGCUUUUAUGCUUCGAAGACAUAACUUCAAAAGUACCUACUGUACGUAUACAAUGACCGAAUCAACGAGGGAUAAACAUGGCUUCUGGCAAAGCGCAGGCAUUUGAACCUGCUGUUGUAGACUCUCUAAUUACGCAAGAUCGUUGGUCUGUGUCUUUCUUUUAGGUCUUCUGUCAAACGUUAUUCGCCCAACGAUAGAGGGUGUGACAAAUUGGACGGACACAAACAUGACAAAAGUGGAAAUCCACGGAAUUAAUCCACCAGUUCAGAUCAAGCAUUCAUUGGAAGAUACAAUCACGAGAAACACACAACCACCAUUAUGCAAUUCCGAAGAAGAUUUUGUCUUGAUUUUGUCUCAAGAUAUAACUUUUAAACUUUGACCUUUUUUGAUAAUUCAGAUUUUGUUUGUCACCGCCUUGAUGAGCGUGGCUCAAAAAAUUGUCCAAGUUUGACUUAAAUCCUGCUAGAGGAUCCAUGAGGCCUACGUAUCUCUUAUGAAAAUUAGAAGGAAGCAAAUUAAACAAUAAGGAGCCCGAGAAAGAAUCUAAAUAUUCCCUAAGAAUAUUUGAGGCCAGCAAACUGAACAAUGAAGGAGCAAAAGGUAUAAUGAAAGAGAAACAAGAGAGAUGGACUUCAUUGGUCUAACCAAACUGGAUUCUAGAAGGCUUGAAGGUGCUCUCAAAACGCAAGUUAAUCUCACGGUCAUCACAAUUGACCCCAAAACCUGGGUUGGGACAAAGCUCAUGGAUCCUUUUGAAGACGUACAGUAUCAGAUAUCUUUUGUAGCUUCUCUGAACACUGUACAGUCCCAAAUUUUUUAGUCUCUCCCAAUGGACGAGCUCUCUCAUUCCUGUGAUGGUUCUAGUGAAACAUCUUUGGACUUGUUCGACCUUUCGCAAACCUGACGAACUCAUAGGAGCCCGAAUAGGAGAGGCAUAUUCAAGAUGUGGCUGAACAAUCGACUUGUACUGAGUUAGUAACUAUCUUUGGGCUUAAACGUGCGAUAUAUAUAACUACAAUUUUGAAAAGCUUUGCCAACUUUCAACUGGAUAUGCUCAUUGAACUUUCCAUUAUUUUGGAGGACUAUACCUAAAUCUUUCAUAGGUAGAUGAGACCCACUAAAUGCUUUUGCCUUCAUCAUUUAAUAGUGGAGAGUCUAAUGGCGUUGACCCAAGGAUUGUUUAGGAAAAUUUCAUUCCAUUCAGUUCCAUGUUGCUUCCCUCAUUUGGUCUAGAACGUCUCUAUCAGGUAACCAGAAUUCUGACCAUUCCUACCCCAAACUAAAUUUGUGUCAUCAGCAUAAGAAGAGAUACGGACGAUCUUAAUACUAAGCUUCUGAAGUGAAACAAUGAAGAUAAUGAAAAGGAGAGGACCUAAAAUAGAUCCCUGAGGAACACCCGACUUGACAUCAUGUAUGUCACCAAGGGAUCCCUCGACCUUAAGUAAUUACUUCCUACCACAAAUGAAACUUCUUAACCAAUUGAGAAUGUUGCCUUGCAUCCCAAUCUCACGAAGCCUGAUAACUUCAAAGGACAUGAUCUACCUUGUCAAAGACCUUGUCAAAGUCAAGAUAGACAUCAUCGACUGACUCACGAUUCAUUGUUCCCUCAGUGGCCUGCUCUAUAGUGCUGAAAAAAUAUCUUCAGAUCCGAUACGUGCUCGUAACCAAAUAUUUAAGCGCUAUUCAAGUUUAAGAGACUAACUAUUCAGGUAUGAUUUACCUCUAAAACGAUACAACAUUGAAUAAAACAUCUAGAAUCUUGCAACAAGUUCGUCAAAAGCUACCAAAAGUCAAGUUCGAACGUUUUCGAUAGUUGAAAUGGUCUCCUAUGUUUCCAAAUCAAUCUGCAAAUGACAGGCUAGAACAUUUACAAAGUGUAAAGCAAAUUAGCUUAGACGGUUUUACGGCAUACCAAACUGAUUUUUUUCUUCAAUGCGUUAACGUCCCAAAGUUUGUUCAGUGGCAAACAGCAACUCUUUAAUUUUAUGCUUGAAAGGGCUCGAUUUUAGUCCUUGGAUAAACGUGCAAAGUUAUUAGCUGGCUGUAGUGAGCAAGGCAGUCCAUUUAAUCAAUUUCAAUGUUAUAGGCCUUUACAUGGUGAAAAUGUGAAGGAAGAUGUAAAAUGAUUUUAUCUCUAUUGGCAAAAAUGUGUCAAAAGUCAACUGGUUUGAGAGGCUCUUAAGCAAGGUGCCAAGCCCAUGAGUAAAUUGAAAGACAAAACCACUCAUACUUGUUCAAGUAAUCAAUUUGAGCUGCUUCUUAGGAUUUACGAGUACAAUAAUUUAUUGCAGACUCCCUUCCUGCCCCUAGAAAUGGAAUCCUUGUCAAUUCAAUUUGGAAAAAGUAAAAGCAAGGUAACUUCUAGCGCUUUGAAUUCGCCAACUGUGCUUUGUAAAACAAAACAAAAAGAGUGUUCGAAAUAUCAUUAGUUGAUAUAGAACUUGAAAAUGCAAAACUUGCUCAAUUAACGCUCUCGAACGAGGCUAAGAAUGAGCUAGAAUGAUGCAUUGUUAUUAGCAACUCUAUGAACUGCUUGCGAACCAAAUCAAUCGACAAUCUGGGAAGAGGGUGGCUUUAAUCCAGAGAUAAGUUUGCGACCAACUCUCUGCCAACUCAUGAGCGUUCGAGCUUUCGAGUGUUUCUCACCUUGCAAGCAUACAUGCAUGCAUGCAGGCAUUGCUCGGUUUCUUACGCAAUCAAAGAGGGGGAGGAUUGCCGACCGGUGUUCAUCCCAUCUUGGACCUAUAAAUAAAAGCGGGGCUGAAACAGAUUCCAUCAACAAGUCAACAUCCAGGAUUUAUUGGACAACAACCAAUCUGUUUUCCAAAAGCAUCAUGAAAUUCGUUUUGAUUCUCACCUUCUUGAUGGGCGUGGCUCUGGCAUCUUCCCAAGAGGAUGACCCAUCUCAAAUUAUGGAAGCUCCUGAAUACAACACCUUGACUCAAGACAAGAUUAUUGAAUUAUACGAGUUCCUCAAGGACGAGCUUGAGGGUGAGGACAUGGAGGCUGAUCUGGAAAAGGAAGUCCUCCGUAAUAGGCGAAGUGCCGAGGCCAGUCCCUUUUUCCUUCGUUGGCUCUUUGGUCGACGGGACUAUGAUUAUGGCUAUGACAACCAUCACAACCGUGGAUAUCGAAGCCAUGGACGCCGAAACUAUUUCCACUAAUCAAUGCUUACCAAAGUUCAAAAUUGUUCCCAUACAUGUCAGAAAACAAAUACAUUCGUUUGAUUGCAGAGA
Messenger RNA from Tigriopus californicus, 3586 nucleotides. RefSeq lists its product as uncharacterized. Bases 2966 to 3514 code for a protein of 182 amino acids. The transcript is spliced from 2 exons. The record is from RefSeq and is a predicted model, not a curated record. NCBI's taxonomy places the organism in Eukaryota, Metazoa, Arthropoda, Copepoda, Harpacticoida, Harpacticidae.